GGGAUAUAUAAUGAGUAAUAAGGGUCAUUUUUGAUUUUACCUGUCUCUUUCCUUCCUCUUGCUUUCGUUUUGGUCUUGUUGAUAAGUGUGUAUGCUUAUCUUAGUUUGGCCAUUAGCUUCAUGAUUUUUGGUUUGAUCUAUUGCGUCCGAAGUAGAUAGUCUGACUAUUUGCCAUUCGCAUUUAACGAACGAUUUUUUUUUGUCUCACAGAGGGCUUUAAGUCCCGCCAUAUUCCAGCAAAAUGUUCAAUCCUCUUUUCUCCAAGUUGCUUCUUUCAUUGCCAUUACUCGCAAUCGGAACUGUCCCAGCUAUCGCAGCGAGUGGACCUCGAGGUGUUAACAAUACAUCAUCUCCAACAGUUAGUGUUCUAAACGGUACAUACUAUGGAACCUAUCUUCCAACAUACGAUGAAGAUAUUUUCCUAGGUAUACCCUUCGCGCAACCACCCGUCGGACCACUCCGUUUCAACCCGCCCCAAUCUCUCAAUACCACUUGGGAUACUCCACGCAAUGCCACGGAGUACUCCCCUGAAUGCAUCGGCUACGGUUCCGAUAAUUGGGUUUUGGGAAACAUCAUCUCAGAAGAUUGCUUAACAUUAAAUGUUGUGCGUCCUAGUGGUAUCUCUCCAGAUGCAAAUCUGCCUGUAGCAGUUUGGAUCCAUGGAGGCGGUAAUACAGCAGGUGGAGCCAUGGACCCCCGAUACAAUCUUUCAUUUAUUGUUGCACAAUCGAUGGAAGCUGAAACUCCAAUGAUUGUUGUGAGUAUUCAAUAUCGAGUUUCUGGUUGGGGAUUCCUAUAUGGACAGGAAGUCCUCGAUGCAGGAAGUGCAAAUCUAGGAUUCAGAGAUCAGAGAUUGGCGCUUCAUUGGGUACAGGAAAAUAUUGGAUUUUUCGGUGGCGACAAGAAGAAAGUUACGAUUUGGGGAGAGAGUGCCGGGGCGGCCGGUGUCGGUGUGCAACUUGUGGCUUACGGCGGAAGAGAUGAUGGAUUAUUCAGAGGUGCCAUUACGCAGAGUGGAAGUCCAGUCGCUGCUAAACGCCUGAGUCUUGAAACUUGGCAAUCGGUUUACGAUAAUAUUACUAUCGCGGCCGGAUGUUCCAAUUCGAGUGAUACGCUUGAUUGUCUGCGUACUGUUCCUACAGAUCAGCUGAGCGCGAUAUUCAAUAGCUCCGUAACAGCAUCAGCAAGUUGGGGUAUCCAAAUCGACAACGACUUCGUGCUGAAGUCCGCUACUGCCCAACUUCUCGCUGGAGAAUUCGUUAAGGUACCUCACAUUACCGGUAGAAAUUUCGAUGAGGGAACCUCAUAUGCUACGAAAGGAAUUAACACUACCGCUCAAUUUUUAAGCAUGGUUCAGUCAGCGGGGCUUGAUAAUGCCACGACAAACACACUCGCAGCAUUAUAUCCUGACAUCCCAGCGGUUGGGAUCCCAGCCUCGCUGGUUGGACGCCCAUCACCUAGCGACGCGUCCUAUGGCGUACAAUGGAAACGAUCAGCCGCUUACGCGGGAGAUUUGCAACAACAUGCACCUCGGCGACUCAUGUCACAAUCAUGGGCAAAGUACAACGUGAGCAGUUAUUCCUACCACUGGAACGUGUUGGUAAAUGGAAUCAAACUCUCGCUUGGCGCGACCCAUUUCCAAGAGGUAGCGUUUGUCUUCAACAAUACUGGUGGUAUAGGAUACGACACUGCCGUUUCGCAAAACCCUUUUGAAGGCGAACCGGAGACGUUCGAUCAGUUGGCUGUUAUGAUGAGUGGGAUGUGGAUCAGUUUUAUUGUCAGCGGUGAUCCAAAUACGGGGAAAUUGAGCAAUGUCUCCUGGCCAAAAUAUACACUUGAUGAUCCGAAGAAUUUCGUCUUCGAUGUUAAUGCGACGAAUUUGGCAUAUGUAGAACCGGACUAUUAUAGAGCGGCGGAGAUUCAAUAUAUUUCGGAUCGUCUUGCUACGGCUUAUGGACGCUAGAGUGGGGAGGCAUGCGUUCGAAUAUGGAUUUGGUUGUUUGCAGCUUUUGUAUCAAAACUUGGGAUAAUGGUGCUUAGAUGCCAGCUUGAAAUAGUCGGUUUGAGAGAAGGUUAGAGGAGUUAUAGGAAUAGUUCCUUUGAUUUGACUCAAGUGUACGAUAGUAAUUACUUCAGGACCUAAUUUUAUAACACAAAAUGUAAAUAUUUCAUAAAACUGCA
Molecule: messenger RNA, 2181 nt
Organism: Botrytis cinerea B05.10
Lineage: Eukaryota; Fungi; Ascomycota; Leotiomycetes; Helotiales; Sclerotiniaceae
Exons: 1
Coding region: 242-1963 (573 amino acids)
Source: RefSeq, a predicted model, not a curated record